Messenger RNA from Closterium sp. Yama58-4, 1770 nucleotides. The record is from the annotation of a GenBank genome assembly. NCBI's taxonomy places the organism in Eukaryota, Viridiplantae, Streptophyta, Zygnematophyceae, Desmidiales, Closteriaceae.
AUGCGAAUACCCUAUUCCUCCCGCUUUGACAUUGCUCCCGUUUUGCAGCACGUGGGCGAGCAGGUGAAGGAGAUUCUAGUGGAGGAGUCGAACGUGCAGUCGGUGAACGGCCUCGUAACGGUGUGCGGUGACAUCCACGGCCAGUUCCACGACCUCAUAAAGCUCUUUGACACUGGCAGCCCCGUGCCCUCCACUAAUUACGUCUUUGUGGUGUACGGGUUCUACGACGAGUGCCAGCACAAGUACGGCAACACCAACACGUGGCGCUACUACACCGACGUCUUUGACUUCCUCAGCAUCUCCGCCAUCAUCGACGGCCACCCCCACUUCCACACGUUAUCAACUCGUCUCUCCUCUUCCCUCAGAACACCACGCCAUGUCAUGUGGGGCGGGGCAGAUCUGAUGUGGAGCGAUCCAGAGGACAUAGAGGCGUGGGCUGUCAGCCCUCGAGGAGCAGGAUGGCUCUUUGGAGCCCGAGUCACCACCGAGGUACUUCUGCCCGUCGUGUCUCCUCUCCCCCGGGCGGACGCGAUUUUGCAGCGAUUUUGGCGCUCCACGUCUGCCGCGUCGCCACCUGCUGCUGCCGCUUCCGCCCUCGCGCCUAACGGCGCCCUGCUGCCGUCGCUUCCGCCCACGCACCUAACGGCGCUUCCCCCUAUCUCCUCGCUUCCUCCUCCCACGGGCCAUCCAGCCCUCCUCCCCCUUCCCCCUCGCUUCCUCCUCCCUCGGGCCCUCCAGCCCUCCUCCUUCCCCCUUGCUUCCUCCUCCCUCGUGCCAUCCAGCCCUCUUCCCCCUCCCCCCUCACUUCCUCCUCCCUCGGGCCAUCCAGCCCUCCUCCCCCUUCCCCCUCGCUUCCUCCUCCCUUGGCCCUCCUCCCCCUUCCCCCUCGCUUCCUCCUCCCUUGGCCCUCCUCCCCCUUCCCCCUCGCUUCCUCCUCCUUCGGGCCAUCCAGCCCUCCUCCCCCUUCCCCCUCGCUUCCUCCUCCCUCGGGACAUCCAGCCCUCCUCCCCCUUUCCCCUAGCUUCCUCCUCCCUCGGGCCAUCCAGCCCUCCUCACCCCUUCCUCCUCGCUUCCUCCUUGCUUCCUCCUCCCUCGGGCCAUCCAGCCCUCCUCCCCCUUCCUCCUCGCUUCCUCCUCCCUCGGGCCAUCCAGCCCUCCUCCCCCUUCCCCCUCGCUUCCUCCUCCCUUGGCCCUCCUCCCCCUUCCCCCUCGCUUCCUCCUCCUUCGGGCCAUCCAGCCCUCCUUCCCCUUCCCCCUCGCUUCCUCCUCCCUCGGACCAUCCAGCCCUCCCCCUUUCCCCUAGCUUCCUUCUCCCUCGGGCCAUCCAGCCCUCCUCACCCCUUCCUCCUCGCUUCCUCCUUGCUUCCUCCUCUCUCGGGCCAUCCAGCCCUCCUCCCCCUUCCCCCUCGCUUCCUCCUCCUUCGGGCCAUCCAGCCCUCCUCCCCCUUCCUCCUCGCUUCCUCCUCCCUCGAGCCCCCUCCUCCCCCUUCCCCCUCGCUUCCUCCUCCCUCAGGCCAUCCAGCAAUCCUCCCCCUUCCUCCUUGCUUCCUCCUCCGUCAGGCCAUCCAGCCCUCCUCCCCCUCCCCCCUCGUUUCCUCCUCUUUUGGUCCAUCCAGCCCCUCUCCCACUUCCCCCUCGCUUCCUCCUCCCUCAGGCCAUCCUGCCCUCCUCCUUCCCCCUCGUUUCCUCCUCCCUCGGGCCAUCCAGUCCCCCUCCCCCUUCCCCCUCGCUUCCUCCUCCCUCGGACCAUACAACCAUCCUCCCCCUUAA